AUGUUCCAUGGUGUCGCCGAUGGCACUGCAUAUCCGUCAGAGAGGCCUUUUCUGCUUCUACUGGCAGUGAUGCUUGGCAUGGCAGCCUGGUAUCGAUCCAAGACGAUGACUGAUUCCGCCAAUAAUGAGGAAUACUUUCGUAAAUUGAGUCUAGAUCUUCUCAAAUUCGUUGAUUCGAAUGUGGUUGAGUUGAUGGACCAACCCUCCGUCACUGCAGUUCAAACCUGCAUCCUUCUGGGAUCACACCAUGUUUACCAUGGUCGUCCGAAUCUCUCCUUUGCUCUAUUAGGCGCAACUAUCAAAAUGUCUCAGGCUCUAGGGAUGCAUCGCGAGCCGUCAAGAGGAGAUUUUGAGAACAUCGAGGAGCGAAAGCGAGUCUGGUGGACCAUCUACACUUGGGAUCGGUUCGCUUCAAUCACAUAUGGCAGACCACUAGGAAUUAAUGACAAGGAUUGCAACGUGAGCAUCCCAGCGGACGUUUUCGAGAUCCCGACUUUUGUCGCAUUUGAACCCGGUCAAAGCAAUACUAUUUGCUAUUCAACCUAUCAAAGGGAGCUGAACCAACUCUACUUGAUCGCUUCACCGGCACUAGAAACCAUAUUUGGCUCGCGCACGCUCAGGACAUCUAAAAGCCUAAUAGGCGAUGCGUACGCUACACUGGUCAAACAAGUCACACAAAGCUUGAAAAGGUGGCGAUCCUGCUUACCGAGCCAACUAGCUUUGGAUCUCGAUCAGGACUUUCAUCCUGAUGGUCGACCGAGUUCCAGGGCAUAUGCUUUGCAGUCUUUGUCCCUGCAAUUGACGUAUGACAAUCUCCUCAUCGUCCUACAUCGACCUCUCCUUGCACGACACGUUGACCACCUCUCUACAACCAAGAUCCGGUCUCCCGAGAAUGCCGAAGCAGACUCAAUACCCCAUCACCCGAGUGUCACUUCUUUGCAUUAUGCAAACUCAACCUUCGGAGCCUCUCCUCCAGAAGCACAAACCGCCAGCUCGGAACUAUGGAUGGAUGCAGCGGUAAGAACCUCGCGAGUAACGGAACUGCCAGCCCUCGCUCAACUGGCCACUGACAGCCACCUCGUCGCCUUCCUUGCUAUAAAUUUGUUUAAUGCUGCCAUCGUGCUGACAGUUAUGGCUCUUUCUGACCCCCUCUCCGACACAGCGCAGAUGGUUAAACGCACUAUCACUCGCAUUCUGCGCUUACAGGAACUUCUUGGUAGCAGGACAGCUCUCUCCAAGCAGAGUACCGUGAUCUUGAAGAACGUAGUCACUAUGCUCCUCCGACGAGAAUCAGAAGUGAUUCUUGCGCCAAUUGCAGGACCAUAUGAACCAACAGGUCAGAAUCUCAGGCAGAUGCCAACAGACUCAGCUAUCAUGUCAGUGGAAGACACGCUUCGUUUACCACUGGAUGGAGUGUUAUGCUUUUCGGAUCCUGCAGCAGGAAGCCAACUAUUGCCUGACCUUAGCAGAGCUUCUCGUCUUAACGAAAGCCUGACGACAGUUCAAUAUGUUUUACCUGCCGGGAAUCAUCGCUCUCACGUCACACCAUCCAUUGGAGAUGAUCAUCGCGAAUCUGCAGAGAAUCGCGCCCACCAACCGAUAUCCCAACCAAUGGAAUGUGAUUGGAAUGAACUAGGCGUUUCCCCACUGGGGAUUGAAGACCCGUAUCUCGGGAAUGGCGAAAGUGGGAUGUAUUGGUUAUGGGAUAGAGCAUGGAAUGGAGCAGAUGUCUGA
This is a messenger RNA of Penicillium taxi, 1734 nucleotides long. RefSeq names its product fungal specific transcription factor domain-containing protein. The transcript is spliced from 2 exons. Bases 1 to 1734 code for a protein of 577 amino acids. Gene Ontology annotation, molecular function: DNA binding; zinc ion binding. Gene Ontology annotation, biological process: DNA-templated transcription. Lineage: Eukaryota; Fungi; Ascomycota; Eurotiomycetes; Eurotiales; Aspergillaceae. The record is from RefSeq and is a predicted model, not a curated record.